Molecule: messenger RNA, 2157 nt
Organism: Perognathus longimembris pacificus (Pacific pocket mouse)
Lineage: Eukaryota; Metazoa; Chordata; Mammalia; Rodentia; Heteromyidae
Product: sperm motility kinase 3A-like
Exons: 9
Coding region: 1-2157 (718 amino acids)
Biological process (GO): protein phosphorylation; intracellular signal transduction
Cellular component (GO): cytoplasm
Molecular function (GO): ATP binding; protein serine/threonine kinase activity
Source: RefSeq, a predicted model, not a curated record
AUGGAGCGCCUUCCGAGAAUAAACAGUGAUAAGGAACAUCUCAGUGACCACUACUGGGUCUUGAAAACCAUUGGCGAAGGGGGUUUUUCCAGUGUGAAAUUGUGUUGGCACAAACUAACACAAACGCAGGUUGCUGUCAAAAUAGUGGCAAAAAAUGAUCCAAACUCAUCCUACAUCUCUAAUGAAGCCAAAAUAAUGAGAAGAUUGUGUCAUCCAAACAUCAUCCGGCUGUACCACAUCUUGGAAGACUCCAGAAAUAUUUACUACAUCCUGGAACAUGCGAUAAAUGGCAGCCUGCGAGAUUACAUCAAGGCCAAGGGUUACUUAAAGGAAGAGAAGGCGCGACAAUUUUUUUACGAAAUCAUCUGUGCCGUGCAGUAUCUCCAUGCGAGGAAUAUCAGCCACCGGGACCUCAAGCCUGGUAAUAUCCUCGUGGACGGCACAGAAACCCUGAAGGUUUGUGACUUCGGGCUCAGUGCCCAGUUUAAACCAGGGCAGAAACUUACAAGUUGCUGUGGCACGAUCCCCUUCACGGCCCCAGAGAUGUUCUACAGAGAAGGCUACGAUGGUAAGGCAGUAGAUAUGUGGAGCCUAGGGAUAGUAUUAUAUAAUAUGCUUGUGGGUACUAUUCCCUUCCACAUAUCUAACACCGCCCAACAGCACAUGUGGAUCCUGCUUCCAAGUUACAUCUCGGAUGAGGCACAAGAUCUGCUCAGCCGACUGUUAGUGCCGGACUGGAAGGAGAGAGCCACCAUACAUCAUGUCCUCCGACAUCCUUGGCGGAAUUGGCCACACCAUUGCUAUUCCAGGGUUGUAAAGAGCCCUCUACGCAAAUGUACAUAUUCCCAAAUCUUGGCCACAAUGGCCACCAUGGGUUAUAACCCCCAGGAAAUUCAAGCCUCCUUAAGGGAGAGAAAAUUCGACCAUAUCAUGGCUACUUAUCUCAUUUUAUGCUAUCAUAUGCCUCAGGGGCUGGGUUCCAACAGUGAUGGCCAACCAGGAUGGUCAGACAAAAUGCCUUGCCUUGCCCUCUCAAAACCUCCCACCAUCAAUGUGGUGAAAAAGAAGAGGCCCAGUUUCUACAACCUUCAUUCGUUUGACCAAUCACCACUGAGGUGCCAGCAGCAGGAGGAAGACACUUCACAAGAGCAGGGUGUGAAGCAUGUCUCCUUGCCCGCAAUUCACUUCCAACGAAUGCGUCACAAGGUUGUUUGCCACAAUUCUCCCAAGCCUGAGUCCUCUGUUGAGGGCAAUGUCCGCCAAUCCCGCCUUGACGACCUGUGCAGCCUAUCCUUGGAGUCAUCUUCACGAAGUGACAACCAGUCUUCUUCAGAAGUUUUGGAUGCACAGAGUGAUGGGGAGAGGGCAUCCACCCCCCCUCCUGAGGUCAGACCCAGACGCUGGAAAGCCUUCAGGGCAAAUAUGAUGAGGGCACUGAGGGCACUGUGUUCCUGUCUUACUGGCUCGAAAAAGAACUCACGGAACAAAGUAGUUCCAGGCCAGGGAACAGACAGCAUCACCACCAGAAAUAUCAAUCGUCCUGCACCCAUUAAUGUGCAACUUGCCAAUGUGGAACUGUGCAAGCUCCAGGACAACUGGAGAGCUCACCUGAGCACCCCUUCCUGGGCCAGCAGCUGCUACAUGGGCAGAGGAAUAGCUGUGCAGGCUCCAGGACAACUGGAGAGCUCACCUGAGCACCCCUUCCUGGGCCAGCAGCUGCUACAUGGGCAGAGGAAUAGCCAGGUCAGCCAUGUGCGGCGUUCAUCCCUAGUCAUCCCACUGUGCAGGCUCCAGGACAACUGGAGAGCUCACCUGAGCACCCCUUCCUGGGCCAGCAGCUGCUACAUGGGCAGAGGAAUAGCUGUGCAGGCUCCAGGACAACUGGAGAGCUCACCUGAGCACCCCUUCCUGGGCCAGCAGCUGCUACAUGGGCAGAGGAAUAGCUGUGCAAGCUCUGGACAACGGGAGAGCUCACCUGAGCACCCCUUCCUAGGCCAGCAGCUGCUACACGGCCAGAUGAUUAAACCAGGCAGCGACUUUGCAUUGGAGGGCAGGACGUGUGCAAGACUGCCCUUUUGGGGCACCUACAAGUUGCCGUGGCCAGACACCUGGGGGCAGAUUGAGUACAUCCGGGACCUGUUUCUUGGAGCAUCUUGA